Molecule: messenger RNA, 2885 nt
Organism: Polyodon spathula (Mississippi paddlefish)
Lineage: Eukaryota; Metazoa; Chordata; Actinopteri; Acipenseriformes; Polyodontidae
Product: transmembrane protein 150A-like
Exons: 8
Coding region: 993-1802 (269 amino acids)
Source: RefSeq, a predicted model, not a curated record
GGUUCCUGUAGGACCGGGUUUGAGAAGCCCUGCUCUGUACAUGUCACCCAUGACUACAAAUACUGUUAAAUAAAACCAAACAUAUAGUUUGCUAUCGUGUAGUGCAGUACACACUGGUAUAUUAUAGGGUUCUGUAAUGGUGAGGGGAGUUUGUUGUAAAUGGGCUACGGAAAGGCUAAAGGUUGAGACUUGGAUUAGGGGAAUACAUUGAAGCUGAUUUGGAGUCUCCGUGUUAACAGUAAAUCCAGUUCAAGUGUAUAUACGAUUAACUAGAGAAUUGACUCCAGUUCUCAUAAGAGGAAAGCGGUUGUAGUUUUUCGGCAUCGCCCGGGUUCUUUAGUUUCAAUUUGGAGUCGAUUACAUCGGGAAAAUGGCGCAGAUUUCAACACAAUAAACAAAUUGUUACAUCGCAGUUAUCUGACGGACAGAUGUGUUUUUCGUGUUAUGGGAACUUGCCGUGUGAUCCUUCUAGGAGUCGAGUGUGCUCUGGCUGGGACAGGGAGAGGGAGGGAGAGAGAGCACAGGCAUCAAAUCAAAUUGCACAUAGAAACUCACCAUCACAAAGCGCACAGUGAGCACGGACUGUUGAGACUUGCUUACGGGAGUUUAGUUUUACGAGCAGGAUUGUGAAGAUCUGCAUUAUUAAGCUUUUACGUGGAAAGUCUGAGUCGCUGAUGUGGACAGAGUGGAAAGUAGGCACGCAUUUCAAGGAAAACAGCGUUGCUGCAAACUACAAGCUGAGAGGACUGGGUAUGUGUGUUUUCUUUUUCAUUCUGGGAAGAACAAUCGAAGGAGCAGGAGAAUGGGUAGAAGACAGCUCCUCACACAGAUUCUUUGCUGCUGUUAUUGUUUGCAGGGGGAUGCUGGCGGUUAUGGAUUCAGUCCACCCAGUUCUUGGAUUCAAUGGUGAUUAAAAACCCAGCUGUGUGGGAGAAAAGAAGGAGGAAUAUUUGGGAAGGUAGAAGUUCUCUGAGGGACCCCCCAGGCUGGCAAUGUUCCUGUGGAUGCUCCUCCCGGCCAGCCUGCCUGUCUUCACCAUCACCGGGAUGUGGAUAGCAUAUGCCCUGGCUCUGUUCAAUCAACAUGUCUGCCCCAUGGAGAACUGGGUGUACAACCUGUCGUGUAAGGUGGAGCUAGCCAAGCAAGAAGGCCCUGAAGUUUGUUGCACCCCAGACAACAUCCCGCUGGUAAGUAAGUGUGGGACCCUGCCCCCUGAGAGCUGUCUGUUCAGUCUCAUCUGCAGCAUGGGCUCCUUCAUGGUGAUGGUGAUCGGGCUGCUACGCUAUGCCCAUGUCAUUGAGAAGCACCAGAACUGUGUCCUCAACACCGCCGCUCUGUCCACUGGCUGGAUCUGUGCCGCCGGGCUCAUCGUCGUUGGAAACUUUCAGGUUGACAAUGCGAAGGUGCUGCACUACGUAGGUGCCAGCGUUGCAUUCCCCACCAGCAUGCUGUUUGCUUGUCUGCAGUCUGCGCUGACAUACCGCCUGGCCAAGACUGGCUGUGAAUACGGAGUGGGGCACCUACGCUGCAGUCUGACCCUGCUCGCCUUCAUCACACUCGUACUGAGUGGCGUGUUCUUUGUGCAGGAGAGCUUUGAGCUGCAGCACACCGCUGCGAUCUGUGAGUGGACCUUCACCUUCAUCAUCCUCAUCUUCUACGGGACGUUCACCUUCGAAUUCGGGGGGGUGUCGAGCAGGACCCUGCUGGUGCUGUUUGGGGGGGGCUGCAAGGGGGAGGGGGGGUCUCGCAAUAGCAGCAGAGAAUCCAGCAACCUGAGAGCAUCGGAAUGCUGUAGAGACUGACAGACGGACGCAUGCUCUGUCAAAAUACGGACUGGCCAGCACAGUUGGGAGGUUCCAAGAGGGGGAUGGGGUUUGGGAGGGGGAUUACAAUGUCAUUGACCCGCCCCCUCUUACCCGUCAAUCGAACCCCUAAGCCCGAUUUAAUGUUGCACGUUGCUAAAUGAACAAAGUUUCAAAUGAACCCAGGACUAGUGACUUUCUGCAGAGUCUGAGACAGAUUUCUAAUUCUCAAAGUUUUAGUUGUGAAAGUGUGCCGUGUUCCUGCUGUCUGUGUUCCCUGGGAACAGACAAGUCCAGGGAAGAUGGGGUUAAGGAACCAUGCAGAUCACAAUCUAAGAAGUACUGACCAAACCAGACCCUGCUGCUGCUGCUGCUGCUUUGCUUUUUGAGAUCAGAUCAGAGCAGAUCACAUUCCAAAAAGCAGUAAUACUGGCUAAGCCUGACCCUGCCGAGAGGUACAUGCGUCUCGCAUCUGACAACAACAGUCAAGGGAUCCAGGAGUAAGAUCUCUAAACACACACACUAAAAAAACUGUACCAGCUACAUUGUUGCCAUGCACCCUACAAAGCAGCUUUGGGUCAUACUGUGAUCACGAAUACUUUAGAAUAAAAACGGUACUAAAACAUGGGACAAGGAGCGACUGCGUGGAUGAUUUUUAUCAAAAGACACAUUUUCCCAGUUUAAUGCCAUGAUGCCUGAAGACUGGACCAAUCAUUUUUGUGCUUUCAUUUUUUUACAAUUUUAAUAUAUAUUUUAUUUUUCAAAACAUUUUGUCGCGCCUGAACCUUGAAGAUGGCAAGGGGACUGCGAGCCAAAGCCUUUGCUGACAACAGCCUUUCUUUUAGAUUGCCUUUCUGAUGUAAUGUCUAUGGUGCUGCCUUAGAACUGACCAAAGAGAAGCCAAACCCAGGGAGUGCACCAUAGAACUGACUAGAUCUGACUAAACCCAAAACUAGAUGUGUUGUAUGAAAUGAAUUUAAUCUGCAUUUUAUUUUGAAGCAGAGAAAAACAAGAGCGACAAAAAAGGUGUAUUAUUCUAUUAGGUGUUGUUACAAUAUUGUUAAAUGAAUAAAGAGAAUAUAU